Molecule: messenger RNA, 714 nt
Organism: Aspergillus vadensis CBS 113365
Lineage: Eukaryota; Fungi; Ascomycota; Eurotiomycetes; Eurotiales; Aspergillaceae
Product: 40S ribosomal protein eS6
Exons: 7
Coding region: 1-714 (237 amino acids)
Biological process (GO): translation
Cellular component (GO): ribosome
Molecular function (GO): structural constituent of ribosome
Source: RefSeq, a predicted model, not a curated record
AUGAAGCUCAACAUCUCCUACCCGGCCAAUGGGUCUCAGAAGAUCAUCGAGGUUGACGAUGAGCGCAAGCUCCGUCCCUUCAUGGAGAAGCGCAUGGGAACCGAAGUUGCCGGCGACUCUCUCGGUGACGAGUUCAAGGGUUACAUCCUCAAGAUCACCGGUGGUAACGACAAGCAAGGUUUCCCCAUGAAGCAGGGUGUUCUCCUCCCCACCCGUACCCGCCUCCUCCUUGCCGAUGGCCACAGCUGCUACCGCCCCCGCCGCACUGGUGAGCGCAAGCGCAAGUCCGUCCGUGGUGCCAUCACCGGUCAGGACCUCGCUGUUCUUGCCCUGAGCAUCGUCAAGCAGGGUGAGGGUGAGCUUCCCGGUCUCACCGACACCGUUGUCCCCAAGCGCCUCGGCCCCAAGCGUGCCACCAAGAUCCGCCGCUUCUUCGGUCUCGACAAGAAGGACGACGUCCGCAAGUUCGUCAUCCGUCGUACCGUCACCCGUGAGGGCAAGCCCGACUACACCAAGGCCCCCAAGAUCCAGCGUCUGGUUACUCCCCAGCGUCUCCAGCGCAAGCGCCAGCGCAUUGCCCUCAAGCGCCGUCGUGCUGAGGCUGCCCGCGAGGCUGCUAACGACUACGCCAAGCUCCUUGCCAGCCGUGUCCACGAGGAGAAGGCCAAGCGUGAUGAGCUCCGCAAGCGGAGAGCGUCUUCGAUGAGGAAGUAA